AUUUGCUAAAACAUUGCUAACUUCACGACAGUGUCGCAAAAAUGUAGUAGCCAUUUACGGCAGGAGCAGUAUUCCAUGGAGUUGUGUUUACAAGCGUGGGGAGCCAACAGCUACGGACAGCUCGGACAGGGACAUGCGGAGGACCAGUCCCUUCCCCGUUUGUCGAACACCGCAGCUCUGCCGAACGGGGCGGUGGUCCGGGAGGUCACCGGCGGAGGAGGGCACUCCGUGGUGGUCACCGAGAAUGGAGAGGUGUUCGUGUGCGGACAGAACAGCAAAGGCCAGCUUGGCCUUGGCCACAAUACAGAUGUCCUUACUCUUCAGGUCUGUUCCAGCCUAAGCAAGAGAGUCACAAAAGUAGCUUGUGGUUGGGAUUUUACUCUUCUUCUCUCUGACUGUGGACAGUUAUUGGCAUGUGGCUCCAACACAUUUGGACAGCUGGGCGUCGGAGAGGCAGUCACACACUCUGAAUAUGCACUUGUUGUUGAGAGUCUGAAGGAACCAGUGGUGAGUGUAGCAGCAGGACUGAGACACUCACUUGCUGUAACUGAGUCAAGUUGUGUAUACCAGUGGGGAACUGGUCUUUUCAGUCAGGCUAAGAGAGCUGUCAGUUCAAAUCCUGUCCCAUCACACCUCAACAGUAAAGUGCCCUCUCUGGUACCUGGCCUGGACCAGAAGGCAUUCAUGGUUACUGCAGGAUCAGCCCACUGUGUGUGCCUCACAGGAGACGGUGAUUUGUUUAUGUGGGGAAGCAACAAGCAUGGUCAGCUCACAUCCACAGAGCCCUUCUUGUUUUGUCCCACUCUUCUGAAACGGUCCCUCCUGGGUGGAGAAAAAGCUGUUAAAAUGUGGAGUGGAUGGACACAUACUGUUGUCCAAACAGAGAGUGGAAAAGUGUUCACAUGGGGAAGAGGAAAUUAUGGACAGCUGGGCCGAGUGGCAUCAACCAGUCAGAACGCAGAGCAACAGUCAGCCGGUCCUUUGGCAGAAGGUGGCCGUCAGGAGGCCCGCCUCCCUGCAGAGGUUAAAGUCCUCUGUGGAGCAACACAGAUCGCGUGUGGAUCUGAACAUAAUCUUGCAAUUGUAGGGAGGUGUCUCCUCUCGUGGGGUUGGAACGAACAUGGGAUGUGUGGAGACGGUUCAGAGACUGACGUCUUCCAGCCACAUCUCAUUCCUGGUCUCAGACCUCUUCUCAUUGGCUGUGGAGCUGGACAUUCUAUGGCAGUGUGCGCUGCGACAACUGACUCAACACAGUCCCUGCAUUCUCCUCUUCAAUAACAUCGGAUGAGGAACAUUAAUUCAGCAACUAACUCUAAAUAUAGAGUGACUUUGUCCACUCAUUUCCGCUGACUUAUCAGGUCUAUCCUUUCCGAAUGCAGGUACCAGUUGUAUAUUUUAAGGUAACUUUCUCCCUCUGGUUGGCCACCUGAUCUCUUUGAGGAGGUCAGACCUCAAAGUGCUGUUGCCAUAAACACCGUCAUGUGGUCAGACACAGGCUGAGUUAUGUUUCCGUUAGAUAGAAUCCAUCAUUUUUCUGACCAACCCGUCAGUUUGAUGGACAUGAUUAGGGCUGAUGGCUUUGCAGGACAUGGCUUUCCCUAUGGCUCCUGGACCACCUGCCAUGUUCGUCUUCCUGAGUGAAGCCGUUAAGGACAUGUGAGGGAUGGGCUACACUUGUGCUGUAGCUCCAUCUUCCCAUGUCAGCAGUUUUAUUACUGUGAUCUUGCAUGUCAGGAGGCUGUCAGUCUCCUUACUUGAAAUGGAAACGCAUUGAAAACCUCUGGGUUAUGGUCAGUCAUGAUUUACCUCUUACACGUGCAGUAUUUUAUUUUUUCCGGCUGUCCAUCACUUCUUUAUACUUUUGUCAGUUUAUGUUACAUUCUUUGACCUUCUCUUUGCCUUGUUUGCACCACUUUCAUACUCCAUACUUCAUUAAUCCCUCCCGGGGGAAAUUAUUCUUCUGCAUUUGACCCAUCCUAAAUAUUUAUAAGCAGUGAAUGUCCGCAGUGCAGCACCUGGGGAUCAACUGUAGGCCUGAGGCCAGCACCUUGAUCAAGGGCAGUGGCCGCGUUGAAAAUGGCUGAUGAUUGAAAAGUUAGCGUCAAAAUGCACUUUUUUAUUUUAGCAUUUUAAUUUUAUGAUUAUGCAAAUCACUGAAUUAUGCAUUGAGAGUUAAAUUAUUUAUCUUUUUUUACCUGAAUUAGUUUGGAAAAAAUAAAUCAACACUCGCUGAAAAAUGAUCAUUUCUGUGUUUUUUUUAUUUGAUCACUAUUUAUUGUACAAGCCUGAACUGUAUUGGUCAGAAAAGACACAAAAAAAUAUCCCUAAACCACAAACCAAUCAAAACGAUCACUGAACACCUUAUUGAGAUAACUAACCACAAAAUGCACGGUGUUCAAAACACACACUCUUCCCACUAAACGGCACACAUUAGUUGCCUCUUAGUUGCAUUAUUAAUUCCAUUAAUGAUAACAGCCACUUUUUUUUUUCUUCAUUAAAUCCAUGUCUUACAAUGACCAGCACACAGUCCCCCAUUGUUGCUCAGCUCUAUUGGCAGAUCCAGAUCUGUUGUACCUGACAGCAGAGAGAUCAGAGUAGGUUGUUGGCAGUGUGUUUGCAGUUUGGUAGAAAGUUGGUCCCUUUUCACUACCUCUUCCACACAAACUAUGAUGCUGUACUUUUAACUUAUGGCUGCCCUAUGUUUUAACCAUUUCUUGCCUUUAGAAGCUGAUGUACAGAUAUGGGGAUUGCUAUUUUAUGUGUGUACUUUCUGAGUACUGAAAAGAUGUUGGUUUUCAAUGGAUUAGACUAAUUGCUAAUUUAAAAGGAAAUGUAAUCCAUUUAUCAUGUUGGUUCAACUGUAUCAUUGAAGGGUGAGGAGAAUUUGCAUUAACAUAGGCACUUGUCCAGUAUGAUAUAUGUAAUGUUUUAGCAUUACUUAAUAUUAGAUACUAAUGUACUAAUUUGCACAUGUACACUAAAAGAAUAAAUGCCAGUUCUAAAUGAUUGUCAAUUGAAAAUGCAUUUCUAAGUAAUAAUGACCAUCUUAUCUGAAAUCUAAGGUAAUUAUUAAUAGAUAUAUCAACAUUUAGUGAAUAUUGAAUAUCUAUCAUUGCUCUUGAAAUAAAUCCAAAGAUUUGCUUAACCAACAAAAUAAUUCUAAACUGCACACAUUACCAUUUUAAUGCCUCUAAUACAAGGUAAGAAUGGUGCUUUUUUUUAAGAAUGAUUAGUUAAAAAAUAUGAUCUUUUGUUUUGUGGAUGUUAUCUCUCUGAUGCCUGAAAACAUAUCAAAGGAAUGUUAAAAAUUCACUGGUGCAAAACGGUGCAAAAGUCUACAAAAAUGUGACCAUGACAGUGCAAAGUUAAGGGUUUUGUUUUCAUCUGUUUUGUUUGGCUGACAUGACAAGUGACAAGUUUUUGCUGGGGGUGAUUAAAAUCGGAGCAACAUUUUUUUUUUCUUUUUUUUUUUUUUGUUGAACAGAAAAAGCACACAAAUAUUUGAUGAUCACUCAAAACAUUGGUA
Messenger RNA from Sphaeramia orbicularis (orbiculate cardinalfish), 3526 nucleotides. It is a transcript of the gene sergef, whose product is annotated as secretion regulating guanine nucleotide exchange factor. The coding region runs from base 76 to 1278 and encodes 400 amino acids. The record is from RefSeq and is a predicted model, not a curated record. Lineage: Eukaryota; Metazoa; Chordata; Actinopteri; Kurtiformes; Apogonidae. The transcript is spliced from 11 exons.